Messenger RNA from Zootermopsis nevadensis, 3360 nucleotides. Its product is annotated as intraflagellar transport protein 88-like protein nompB. Gene Ontology annotation, cellular component: ciliary basal body; ciliary base; non-motile cilium. The record is from RefSeq and is a predicted model, not a curated record. Gene Ontology annotation, molecular function: kinesin binding. Gene Ontology annotation, biological process: intraciliary transport; non-motile cilium assembly. NCBI's taxonomy places the organism in Eukaryota, Metazoa, Arthropoda, Insecta, Blattodea, Termopsidae.
UAUCUGGUAGGGCAAUGUGUAACAUCGGUUGGUAAUAACCUACAAUUAUGACGGACGCUUGAACGAAGUGCGAAAGUAAUUUUAAUACCCGUGUUUUUAGACGCUGAAAGAGAUGUAUUAAUGCUUGCUUUUCUUCUGAUUAUAUGUGAGUGAGUUGUGAUUUCAAAAAAUGUAAUACGGUUUCUUUUGGUUCUGUGCACAGUAACUUUAAAGCGCAAAUUGUAAAUUGUACUUCACUGCAGUGACGUUAGGGUUACUGGGAUAGCCGAAACUAAUGUAAUUGACAGUUCCUGAAAUUCAGAAAACAAUAACGUGGACCAUGAAAAUGGAGCAUUCACGCCUGGCCCCACCAGAUGAUCUCUAUUCUGGUUACAAUGAGUAUCCCUCAGUUCUCAGCACUAAAGAUUUAUUAGAAGACGAAAUAUUCCAAGAAGCCAUUCGGACCAGUUAUGGGAGGAGACCAGUGCGCACAUCAAAACCCGGCACAGCCAUACGAUUAGGUACAGCAACAAGGCACCGUGAAGAUGAAGUUGAAAGGCUAAUGACAGCAAGGCCAAUGACAGCUGUGAGAGGUGCAGGGUACACUUCAUCUGCAGGUCAGCGCCAGUUUGACCCUCUAAAUCAAGCUGCAAAAGUUCCCACAACACCACAGCUGGAAGCAAAACGAGAAGAUUCACCAGAAGAGAAGAUACGAAAAUUAGAGCACAGAAUUACAGAGCUGAUUGAAGAAUCUUGUUUGGCAAGUAGUCGAGGAGAACAGAAGUUGGCACUGGAUAGAGCUAAGGAUGCCUCUAGCAAAGAACGCAGUCUCAUUCGCAUGCAGGAACAAGCAGGCCUCAGUGAAACACACAAUCUCGAUCUCACGUUCUCGGUACUCUUCAACCUGGCAAACCAGUAUGCCAACAGUGAGAUGUACUCUGAAGCUCUUAACACUUACCAAGUCAUCACAAGGAACAGGAUGUUUAACAACGCAGACAGACUCAAAAUAAAUAUGGGGAACAUUUAUCUGAAGCUGGGACAGUUCAGUCGUGCACUUAAGAUGUAUAACAUGGCUCUGGAUCAUGUUCCUGCAAUACACAAAGAUCUCAGAUUGAAGAUAAAACACAACAUAGGCAUUGCAUUUGUGAAGAUGGGACAGUUUAGUGAAGCGUGUUCCAAAUUUGAGGACAUUAUGCAAGAAAGGCCAGAUUAUGCCUCAGGUCUUCACAUGAUCUUAUGCUACUAUGCACUGGGCGAAAGAGAUAAGAUGAAACGCGGAUUUCAAAUGCUGCUGGAGUGUCCCCUUAACAUUGAUGAUGAUGAAAAAUACAAUGCUACAUCAGAUGACCCUGCAUCUAACCUCAUUCUGGAGGCGAUAAAGACGGACUCUUUACGGAAGCUGGAGCAAAGCAUGAGGCAGGAGGCAGAACGGAGCAUCCUGACAGCAGCAAAACUCAUCUCACCUGUCAUAGAACAUUCUUUUACUGCGGGGUAUAACUGGUGUGUGGAAGCAAUCAAGGUCUCCAGUCAUUCGUUGCUUGCUAGUGAUCUUGAAAUAAACAAGGCUGUAAUGUACCUCAAACAGAAGGAAUUCUCUCAAGCUGUUGAUACUCUUCGAGCAUUUGAGAAGAAAGAGAGUAAAGUAGCUAGUGCAGCUGCUACCAAUCUUGCCUUCAUCUAUUUCCUGCAAGGUGAUAUAAAUCAGGCAGAAAAAUAUGGAGAAAUGGCUCGGCAAGCAGACGGCUACAAUUCUGCUGCAUUUGUCAACUUGGGAAACUGCAGCCUAGCCCGAAAUGAUGUUGAGAAAGCCAAGGAACUGUUUGCUUGUGCUCUGGAUAGUGAUGCCUCAUGUGUGGAGGCUCUUUACAAUCUAGGUAUUGUGAACAAACGACUGGGGCUAUAUGAGGAAGCCUUGGAAUGCUUUCUAAAGCUGCACGCUAUUGUGCGCCAUCAUCCAGAGGUGCACUACCAAUUGGCAAACAUCUAUGAGCUGCUUGGGGAUGUGGACCAGGCAUCAGAAUGGUACCUUCAGCUUCUUGGACUUGUGCCUACUGACCCAGAAGUUCUGCAUAAGAUGGCAGAAAUAUAUGAUAAUGAUGGAGACAAACAGCAGGCAUAUCAGUAUCAUUGUGACUCAUUCCGGUAUUACCCUUCGAACUUGACGGUGUUGGACUGGUUAGGGUCCUAUUUCAUUGAGCAUCAAGUGCCUGAAAAGGCAUUAGACUACUUUGAACGGGCGGCUCUUAUGCAGCCCAAUGAGGUGAAGUGGCAACUGAUGGGUGCUUCCUGUCAUCGAAGAAGUGGAAAUUAUCACCAGGCACUACAAGCUUAUAAAGACAUUCAUGCCCGUUUCCCAGAGAAUAUAGAAUGUUUGAAGUUUCUUAUCCGUCUCUGCAGUGAUUUAGGUCUUAAGGAGGCAACAGAAUAUGCACUUGAGUUGAAAAAAGCAGAGAAAGCCAAGGAAGUUCGUGAGAGAAUUGGUAGCAGCAGGCCAGGAUCACUGCGGAGUGGAAGUGGUCGCUCAUCUCGUGGAGGACUCAACAGCCCUCUGAGUGACUCAUCCCAGCUGUCUGCAGGUACUCAUCGUAGUCCACCUGUGCCUUCUCAAGUUUCACGGCUGCAUAAGAUGGCACUCCUUGAGACCAAUGAAUCUUAUAGCGUCACCAUUCAGCAUAGAGAUAUUGAUGCUAGCUACAGUGAUCCAUUGGGUCCUCUUGCAGAGAGACCUCGCACAUCAGCGGGCCGCAAACCUCUGAACCAGCUUGAGGAUGAGUUUGGUGAUGAGGAGUUAGGAGAGGAUCUACUGCCUGAAUAGGAUCCCUGUCCUAUAACUGUACUGAUUCAUCUGACUCGCACCUGUCCGUCAGGAACCGCAACAUUCGCACUCUGCAUGCCGUGUGUCGCACUUGCACCUGUUGAAGGGAUUCGGCUCCUAACAAGGGUUAACUGAGAAGAAGAGCCGUCCAAUCAUUAACCUUGUUACAAGCUGACUGACGGGUUCAGCGUUACACCAUGCUUAGGAAUGUGAAACAUGAUUUAAUAUGGCUUGGUCAUGUACGGCUGAUUCCCGAGGCUGGAGGACGUUGGUACGUCUGUGGUCGACAGAGUUGCCAAAAUGUUUUGCAGAAAAAGUGAAAUGUCUCGCUGGAUACUGGAAAUUAUCUCCCCUUGAGGAAACUGAGUGAAGUGAUGUAUCUGAUAAUUGUUGUUAGAAGUACUUCACAUUGUAGUUGUACAGUUAAAUGUUGCGGGUGUUUUGUAGCGUAUUAUUUUAUUUGUCGAGUUACAAAUAUAAUUAUUUUUAAAGUAAUGCUGUUUUUAAGAUUCAUGUAUUUAUUAUCGUGAAAAAUUGAAAUAUAGGUGAGUGAACGUGUUGUAGUA